This is a messenger RNA of Trematomus bernacchii (emerald rockcod), 4060 nucleotides long. It is a transcript of the gene gabrb1, whose product is annotated as gamma-aminobutyric acid type A receptor subunit beta1. The coding region runs from base 1 to 1443 and encodes 480 amino acids. Gene Ontology annotation, molecular function: extracellular ligand-gated monoatomic ion channel activity; neurotransmitter receptor activity; GABA-A receptor activity. Gene Ontology annotation, biological process: monoatomic ion transmembrane transport; signal transduction; nervous system process. The transcript has 9 exons. Gene Ontology annotation, cellular component: synapse; neuron projection; GABA-A receptor complex. The record is from RefSeq and is a predicted model, not a curated record. NCBI's taxonomy places the organism in Eukaryota, Metazoa, Chordata, Actinopteri, Perciformes, Nototheniidae.
AUGUGGACCGCUGUGGCGCGCGGGGGCUUGGGCUGGGGGGUCUGCUGCUGCUUGUCGCUGCUGGUGACAGUAGUGAUCGGGGCGCAGAGUGCAAACGAGCCCAGCAACAUGUCCUACGUGAAAGCCACCGUGGACAAGCUGCUGAAGGGCUAUGACAUCCGUCUGCGGCCUGAUUUUGGAGGCGCUCCUGUGGAUGUGGGCAUGAGCAUAGACAUCGCCAGCAUCGACAUGGUGUCUGAAGUCAACAUGGACUACACCAUCACCAUGUACUUCCAGCAGUCGUGGAGAGACAAGCGGCUCUCCUACACCGGCAUUCCUCUCAAUCUGACCCUGGACAACCGGGUGGCCGACCAGCUGUGGGUCCCUGACACCUACUUCAUUAAUGACAAGAAGUCUUUUGUUCAUGGCGUGACGGUGAAGAACCGGAUGAUCAGACUGCACCCUGAUGGAACUGUUCUCUACGGUCUCAGGAUCACCACGACAGCUGCCUGCAUGAUGGACCUGCGCAGAUACCCACUGGAUGAGCAGAACUGCACCUUGGAGAUUGAAAGCUAUGGAUACACCACUGACGACAUCGAGUUCUACUGGCAGGGAGGACCCAACAUAGGCUCGGUCACUGGAGUGGAGAACAUCGAACUGCCCCAGUUCGACAUCAUAGACUACCAGACCCAAUCCAAGAAAGCUGUGUUUGCCACAGGCUCUUAUCCACGUCUGUCCCUGAGCUUUAAGCUGAAGAGGAACAUUGGCUAUUUCAUCCUGCAAACCUACAUGCCCUCCACCCUGAUCACCAUCCUGUCCUGGGUCUCCUUCUGGAUCAACUAUGAUGCGUCGGCUGCCAGAGUAGCUUUGGGUAUAACCACGGUGCUGACCAUGACCACCAUCAAUACCCACCUUAGGGAGACUCUACCCAAGAUCCCCUACGUCAAGGCCAUUGACAUUUACCUGAUGGGUUGCUUUGUCUUCGUCUUUCUGGCCUUGUUGGAGUACGCCUUUGUCAACUAUAUCUUCUUCGGUCGUGGUCCUCACCUGCAGAAGAAGGUGGCAGAGAAAGCUGCAAAGUCCAACAACGAGAAGAACCGACUGGAGAGCAACAAAGUCCAGGUUGACGCUCACGGCAACAUCCUCCUGACCAACCUGACCAGUGAGAUGAGUGGAGCAGAUAUGAUGGGUGUUCUCAAUGACCCUCGGGCUACGAUGUUCUCCUACGACAGCGCCAGCAUACAGUACCGCAAGCCCAUGACCAGCCGAGACCUGUACGGACGACCGGCCCUCGACCGGCCAAUGGGCCACAAGAAGGGGCGCUUGCGGAGGAGGGCCUCGCAGCUCAAAGUCAAGAUCCCCGACCUCACGGAUGUCAACGCCAUAGACAAGUGGUCUCGCGUGGUUUUCCCGAUUGCGUUCACCUUCUUCAACCUGGUCUACUGGUUUUACUACGUCAAUUAGGGUGGCAGUAGAGAAAGUUAACCGGGGCUUGUACAGCGAUGAAAACGAUGGAGCAUUUGUAUAAAUUGUGUUUUGGAAUGAGAUGUAGAACUGGAUGUCUUUACAAUGUAAAUACAAUUUAAUAUAUAAUAUAUAAAUAUAUAUAUAACAGAGGUAUAAUUUAUAAAAAAUCCUAUCACUUUUCCUGUACUCAUCUGUACAAAAUAGAUGGAUGAAAAUAAUGGAAUUUAAGACACAGUAAAGACAUAGUAUCUCUAAGCAAAAACUUGCCAAAAAGACUUUUGAAAUGACCGGCAAUGAUCUUUCAUUUGUUCUAUCUCAUUUACUUACCUUCUGUUAUCUCACUUUUUGCAUGUGAAUGAAACACAACCUUUUUGUUUGCUUAAGGUAAAAAAAAAAACAAGAGACAAAGAAGCCCAGUGCAAAACAAGUAGGUGACUUGUAACUGAAGCUCACCUAACUUAUUAUGAGAAGACAUGUUGUUGAUUCCCAUCGUAAUAUAUAGUCCUUAUUUGGCGCUCAGUGCUCCGACUGAGGUUUUUUUUGUAGACUUGCGUUGAAAUCCUUCUCUGACAGUCAUAUGCAAGCUAUAAAACAUGUCAAAUUGCUUUUUAUGAUGCGGGGUUAUUUCUGACAAGUUUCUUUUCUUUAAAAAAAGAAGCUUUGCAUGGCUCUACUGAGCCAAUCUGUAUUAUAAUCAUUAUACUGUAUGCUUGCGAAACAAUCAUUGCAUUUAAGGUAAGUACAGGACAGAGGUUAAUUGGAACUCCAGUCAUUUCUCAAAAACAAAAUGUAUCUACGAUAUUCUCACAGCGUCUGUGAGCAUGUACAAUGUAAUUUUCUUUAAAAGAAAUCAGGUAAAGAAUGACCAAUGAUGUCACCAUGCUUUCAAAAUCACAUUAAAAAUGUAAAGCCCUGAUAAAACUUGCUGCUGGUGUUGCAACACGUGGUCUAACAAACAUUUUCAAUUACAUUUUUGUGAGAUUGUAAAAACUAUAACAAAAUAUUUAUAAAUUAUAAUACAUAACUUAUUGCAUUGGGGUUAUUCUCCCGAUGGGUCAAAUAAUUUAAGCCUACCCCUAAGCACAAGGUCAAUCUUACUCUUAACUUUCAGUUUUUCAGUGGAUUGUCUUUUUUUAUCAAGGCUCAUGAAUAUGGCCGAGGUAUGAGUUCUAAGACCAAGUUCUAGUUUGCUCCAUCUCCAGUCCUCGAUCAGGACCAAAAUACACUACAAAACUAGUGGUGAGGACAGUAAGAUUAUGGCCAUUAAGAUAGAGACAACAACUAGCAUUGCACCAAGUGAAUGCACCUGCCAGCCUGUUCCUGUAAAUUGCAUGCAUAUCGGACAAUUCCUCACCUUGCAAAUUAUGAUUAGUGCCCAUGCAGGAAGAAGGGUGUCCUUAAAACAUAGUGAAAUGGAUAGUUAGAAUGGAGAGGUCAGGAACUUGAAUGGUCAUCUAGCAAGCCCAUGCACAAGACUGGAGUUUGUGUUGGUAAAUUGUUUAAGCUUCAGCAGCGCACAGGUUUUCUGCAUGGGUGCAUAUAUGUAACCAGAAGAUGUGAAACCAAGGACUCUAUUAUUUGUGUUUGUUCCAUAGAUGAUAGUAGGAUUUGUUGUAUGACUUGACCUUCCUUCCAAUUGGUCCUUGAAGAGUUCCUGGAGAUUAUUUGAUAUGAAGGGGAGUAUUGUUAUGUUGAAAAUGUUCAUGAUGAUGAAAUCAAUUUGCUACCAUGUUAAGGUCUUCUACUGCUUUGGGUUCUGGUAUAAACGUGUUAAUCUCUGGGUAUGUACAACUGGCAAAACCAUUAUCAACUCACUCACAGGCAUGCACAGCUGUUAAACCACCAACAGAUCAUUUGAAACCAGAAUGUAUCAAACUAGACAGCACUUUUCUAGCCGUCUGCAGUGCAUAACUCACGUUACAGAGUCAACCCUGUUGCCAGCUAUGAAAGGCAAUACAGGACAUUUAUACUUAGAAUGCCACAAAAAAAAGACAAAGGAUUGUGGUUAUGGCAGAUAAACAACGCCAAUGUACAAUACAGUUUGGCUCCAAAAACAAAAGCACUUGAAUCACCAGGUACACUAGUCAAGUAUGGGGACAAUUUCCUGGAAUACUGAUCUGUUCUUAUCCAAUGAAACACUUUCAUCAGAUUACCAUUGACAGGAAAGGCAUCCUGUACCGUUAAAUAGUAGCCUCAGACACAUCGUGCAUUUAUGUAAUUCUUUAAUCCAGUCAGAGUGACCUGAUAUACCCAAUGUCCUACUUAUCUUGGUAGACCUAGCUAAGGGAGUCUGUCUUGGCAAAUAUCCUAUGAGUUUUCUUGGUUCUAUCAUUGUUUCACUUUAAAGAAGCUGUCUUUUCAAAGCCCACAAACUACACAAGCUUAUUGAUAGACCUUUGCAUUAUAAUUAUUGCAAAACAAAAAGGGAAAUAGAGUCGCUGGUUUUGGUAGAGACUAAUGCUAAUGGUAAAGGCAGUUUCACUUUGUUGUUGCAAGGUUUCUAUUUUACUGGUCACUGAGUGAGUCUAUGGGUGGUGAAUGAUAGGUAACCUCUCCUCAAUUACAUUUAGGAAUUGUCUUUAGAGCUUUGGCCAUAACUUAACUAUCAGUUAAA